Molecule: messenger RNA, 16367 nt
Organism: Podarcis lilfordi (Lilford's wall lizard)
Lineage: Eukaryota; Metazoa; Chordata; Lepidosauria; Squamata; Lacertidae
Source: the annotation of a GenBank genome assembly
GAGGCCUCCAAGCCCUCACGGUCACACUGGCUCGGGCUGACUUGAGACGGGCAGCACCUCCUUCCAAUCCCAGGACGUGACAGCUCCCACAGCUGCUUUCGAGGUCUGGCCAUUUGGGGCAGCUGUGCAGUGAGAGAAACUUGGCCUGUUGGCCUAGGUGCUCCAGAACUCUCCCCCAAGUAGGUACGUGCACAGCUGCUGCUGCUGCUGGCUAGCCUAGACUUUGCUUUUCUUGCUCCCCUUUUGGCGCUGCAAAACGCCUCCCUCCCAGCACUUGGGGCACCUUUUCCUUUCCCACCUCCUGGGACUUGGCUGGAGGCAGCUCGGGUUUCUUCGCACCCACCCACCCCCACCCCCCCCAGCCAGCACAUAGCUGUCAACGUUUCCCCUUUUUUUUUAAGGAAUGGGUUUCCUCGCAAGAAAAUGGAAAAGUUGACAGCUAUGAGCCAGCAAUGUCCGCUUUUUAAUGCUUGGGUUUGAGAGUUAAAUUCCUGCAGUCAUGUGAGCCCAGUCUCAUGAUCCUGUUUCCCCUUCUUGUUUCCUAUCUAAUCGUCCCACCGGAAGGGGAAAAAUAUUUUCUGCAGCUUUCCUGUGGUUGUUUACAGCAGGGUUGGGGGUCCCCUCUUCAGCCCCUGCCCCAUUCACUUCUAGGCAGGGUUCGGGAGCAGAGGAGCCGUCACCAAAGAGUCAUGUGGAGGAAACGUCAGAAAUGCUGCCUUUUCACUUGUUGCUUCUUUGCCUUUAGUGUUUGUUACCGGGAAAUUGGAAGAGGUGUGAGAGACCUUCCCAACCCCCCACCAGAGCCUUGCCUCUCCGUACUAUGAGGCAAAGACAAAAAGCCCCUGCUGCAUAUUACCAAAUGUAGCAAUGCACUGAUAAAUGAAUUGAUCAAUAAAGAUCAGGCCUUCUGGCAGGACAGAGGAAGGGGGUAAGGGAGGUGAGGUCAGCCCCGGGUGUCACCACUGAGGGGGUGACAAAAUGCCGGGCGGCACUCACCGGGGGCCUGCAGUGUGCCCGAGCCACGCGGUGGCUUGGGCGCGGGCAGGCUCCACGCUGCCCAAAUGGUCCACACACUGCCUCCCCCCCCCCCCAGCUGUAGGGCGGCUGAGUAGGAGGAGGCAGGCAGUCUCCGGAGGCCCCGCUGUGCGCCCUGAUCCUAUGGGUGGCUCACCCUGCCCCUGGGCGCGCCGCCCCAGGCACCUGAGCGGCUUCCGAGCACAAUUCAAAGUGUUGGUGCUGACCUUUAAAGCCUUAAAUGGCCUCGGUCCAGUAUACCUGAAGGAGUGUCUCCACCCCCAUCGUUCUGCCCUGAGGUCCAGCUCCGAGGGUCUUCUGGCGGUCCCCUCACUGAGAGAAGCCAAGUUACAGGGAACCAGGCAGAGGGCCUUCUUGGUAGUGGCACCCGCCCUGUGGAACGCCCUCCCACCAAAGAGAAAAACAACUACCAGACUUUUAGAAGACAUCUGAAGGCAGCCCUGUUUAGGGAAGCUUUUAAUGUUUGAUGUAUUAUGGUAUUUUAAUAUUUUGUUGGAAGCCGCUCAGAGUGGCUGGGGAAGCCCAGCCAGAUGGGUGGGAUAUAAAUAAUAAAUUAUUGUUAUAUUAUUCCUCCGCCGCUGGCCACUGGCCACUGUUUUGCUUGUGAUUUGCUUGCUGAAAUCUCUUGCUUGUGACCCCCAACUUGUUCAAUGGGAAAACUUUCGAAAUUCAUAUAAAAUCACUCCAGUGACGGAUUGUCAUCAUUCCAAUGUUGUUCUACUCAGAAGGAAAAUGGCUAGCAGGGGAGGAGUUUGGGACAUGGGAUGGGGGAGCCGUAAUCCCUGAAGGGUCCCCGUUGCCCAUUGCCUGGGUGAUAAUCGGUGGCAUCCUGGCCUGGGGCGGAAGAAGGGAGUGUGGUGGGGGUGGUCUGCCCCAGGUGUCACCACUGAGGGGGUGACAAAAUGCCGGGUGGCACCACUCACCACUGGGCUUCUAGCGCGUUCGAGCCACACAUCUCUCCUGGGAGUGACACAGUGGCUUGGGCGCCCACGGGCUCCACACUGCCCCAAACGUUCCACCCGCCGCCUCCCCCUCAGCUGUAGGGUGGCUGAGUGGGAGGAGGCAGGCAGACUCCUCAGAGGCCACACAAAGCGACCUGCCCCAGCUCGCCCCGCCUUGUGUGCUUAACCUGGUUGGGAAAACAGGAAAAUGUAAAUACUUCGUUUCACCUAAAGAUUGGAAGGUGAAGGUCAUACGAGGGACAGGACAAGCCUUGGGCUCAGGUUUCUGCCAGAAGAGCCCUCCCAAUUUAUGACAUAGUUAUGACAAAUGUAUGAUGUUUUACUAAGGGGGUUAUGGGUAAUUUGGGACAUUUUUAAAAGGGGGGGAGCUAUCCUUUGUUCGGGGCUUCUCUCUGCUUCUUUAAGUGGUAGUGGGAAGUCUUGUUGCAACAAUAAAGAUCAGGCCUACUGGCCGCAGUUUUGCUUCGAUCUCUUGGCUGAAGUCUUUUAUUUGUGACCCCCAACCUGAACCUACAGGAGCCAAGGUUAGGUGAUUGUGGGGUGCUCUAAUAAUAAUAAUAAUAAUAAUAAUAAUAAUAAUAAUAAUAAUAUAAUUUAUUAUUUAUACCCCGCCCAUCUGGCUGGGUUUCCCCAGCCACUCUGGGCGGCUUCCAACAGAACACCAAAAUACAAUAACCUAUUAAACAUUAAAAGCUUCCCUAAACAGGGCUGCCUUCAGAUGUCUUCUAAUAGUCUGGUAGUUGUUUUUCUCUUUGACAUCUGGUGGGAGGGCAUUCCACAGGGAGGGCGCCACUACCAAGAAGGCCCUCUGCCUGGUUCCCUGUAGCUUCGCUUCUCACAGUGAGGGAACCGCCAGAAGGCCCUCAGCACAGGACCUCAGUGUCCGGGCAGAACGAUGGAGAUGGAGACGAUCUUUCAGGUAUACUGGACUGAGGCCGUUUAGGGCUUUAAAGGUCAGCACCAAUACUUUGAAUUGUGCUCAGAAAUGUUCUGACUCCCUUUUACAAGUUCACCUUGUGAUUUCCCCUCUACGUUCCUUAAACCUGCAUGUCCUCUCCCUUAGGAAGCUGGUCCUUUCCUGCAAGUAGCAACCGAUCCCCGGAACAGCUGCUGCCAUGACCUCGGUCCGCGAAGUCUCCAGCAUUGCCGAAGACCUGCUGUGCCCUGUCUGCCUCUCCAUCUUCCAGGACCCCCGCAUGCUGGUCUGCGGGCACAACUUCUGCCUCUCCUGCUUGGAGAGCUGCGUUGUCCCAAAGGGGCAGCACCAGGGAACGUGCCCUGAGUGCCGGGAUACCUUUGACCUGAAAGAUGCCGCCCGCAACAGGGUCCUGGCCAACUUGUCUGAGAAGGCCCGGCUCCUCCGGCUGGAGCAGGGGCCCCCGUCGGGUGGGACUGGGAGCUCGUACUUUUGCGAGGAGCACGAAGAGCCUCUCAAGCUCUUCUGCAGCCAGGAUGAGGCCCCUGUCUGUGUGAUCUGCCGGGAUCUGCCUCAGCACCAGGGCCAUAGCUUUUUGCCUAUCAAGAAUGCUGUCACAGGUUUUCAGGUAGGAGCCUAAGGAUGCUUGAGUUUCUGUGGGCAGACCUUAGGUUGUUGGGAUUCACUUUGCACUGUCCUAGAACGCCCAAGUUUCACCAGCCGGAACCAGGUACAAAAGAGGGGCUGUGUUUUCUUUCUUUUCUUUUUUUCAAAAUUUAUUUAUUUGGUUUUUCAGAUUUAAAUUUUACAGUCACGUGUCCAACAUACAACAUAAAAACAAGAUUCCAAGGGAUCUCUUGGACUGGCUCCUCCUCCCCAUUGUGGGUCCUAUUGUUAUCCAUUUCCCCCUGCAUCUUUUAUAAUAAUCCAAAUCUUCUGUCUCCCCAUUGUAUCCAGAAUUCACCAAUAAACUACAACUGAUAUUCCAAUCCUACUAACGAUUUUAACUACAGUGGUACCUCGGGUUACAUACGCUUCAGUUUACAUACGCUUCAGGUUACAGACUCCGCUAACCCAGAAAUAAUACCUCGGGUUAAGAACUUUACCUCAGGAUGAGAACAGAAAUCGCAUGGCGGCAGUGGGAGGCCCAAUUAGCUAAAGUGGUGCUUCAGGUUAAGAACAGUUUCAGGUUAAGUACGGUCCUCCAGAACGAAUUAAGUACUUAACCUGAGGUACCACUGUAGUUUACAGUGGUAUUUUAAGAUGUUAGGGAAAAAAUCCCAUUUCUUGUUAAAAUUUUGGUCUUCCUGAUUUCUUAUUCUUCCGGUCAUUUUAGCCAUUUCGGCAUAAUCCAUCAACUUGAUUGUCAUUCUUCUCUGGUAGGGACUUCAUCUUCUUUCCAUCCGUGCUUUCUUGGUGGGUGGGCAACCUGCUCAUAGAAUUAGGGAAGUGAGCACCUCUGAGCACAUGCUCAGCUCGGGGAUUUGUUUUCCCUUGGGGAAGGGUCGUCGCUCAGUGGUUAGAGCAGUGUUUCUCAGCCUUGAGUCCCCAGCUGUUUUUGACUACAACUCCCAUCACCCCUGACCACUGGUCCUGCUAGCUAGGUACGAUGGGAGUUGUAGUCCCACAACAACUGGGGAGCCAAGGUUGAGAAACCCUGGGUUAGAGCAUCCGCUUUGCCCACAGAAGGUCCCAUGUUCAAUCCCCAGAAUCUCUAGGUAGGACUAGGAGAAACUCCUGCCUGAAGCCCCCAAGAGCUUCUGCCAGUCAGUGCUGGCAGUGCUGAGCUAACUGGACCAAUGGCGUGACUCGGGAUAAGCUGCCUUCCUAACCUAACCCGUGGUCCUGUCACACACAAAACCUGCUAUUCUGCAAAAGCAGCUGGAUGGGAUGGGAUAGGAGUCACAACAGGUGGGUCAGUGCUGGGAGGGAGAGGGUCAAGGCAGCCUUGGAUGUCAGUGCAGUGCGAAUGCAGCAGCGGAGUCACUCUGUGCUCCAGUUUGCACUGCGCCAACUUCUCCACUGCCUUGCCUCUCCGUCCUGGUAAGCAGCAGCGACCCACCUACCAGGAAGCUAGUGUAGCAGCUGUGCUCCACUUCUGCCCUUCUCAAGUAUACAGACUAUUCAUGCCUUGCCCCUACCUAGCCAUGGGGGAAAUUGUAUUUCAGAAGUAAGUGUGCCUGGGUACACAAGUGAACUAUCCUGGGAGAUUCUGGUCUUCUGCUCUUAAACGUAUUCCGACCCCGCCUCUAAUUUUUGUUAGGGUUUCAUUUUCUUUGCUUUUGCUUGUUUUUAACGACAUUUUUAUUCUAAUCUGCCAUGAGCUGCUUAGAGAAGGCAAAAUAUAUAACAUCAUAGUAAUCAUCAUCAUCAUAAUUCAUUAUUUAUACCCCGCCCAUCUGGCUGAGCUUCCCCAGCCACUCUGGGUGGCUUCCAACAAAAUAUUAAAAUACAGUAAUGCAUCGAACAUUAAAAGCUUCCCUAAAGAGGGCUGCCUUCAGAUGUCUUCUAAAAGUCUGGUAGUUGUUGUUCUCUUGGACAUCUGGUGGGAGGGCGUUCCACAGGGCGGGCACCACUACCGAGAAGGCCCUCUGCCUGGUUCCCUGUAACUUGGCUUCUUUCAGUGAGGGAACCGCCAGAAGGCCCUCAGCGCUGGACCUCAGUGUCCAGGUAGAACGAUGGGGGUGGAGACGCUCCUUCAGAUAUACUGGACCGAGGCUGAGGCCGAUCAAAGAGGUGGUGUCAGACAAAUCCCUCCUGUAGUUAGCAGGGAUUUGGCCAUACAGUCGUACCUUGGAUCCCGAACGCCUUGAUACUUGGACGUUUUGGCUCCUGAACACUGCAACCCCGGAAGUGAGUGUUCCAGUUUGCAAACAUUCUUUGGAACCCGAACAUCCAACGGGGCUUCCGCGGCUUCCAAUUGGCUGCAGGAGCUUCCUGCAGCCAAUCAGAAGCAGCACUUUGGUUUCUGAACAUUUUGGUAGUCAAAUGGACUUCCAGAACAGAUUCCGUUCGACUUCCAAUGUACGACUGUAUUAAAUUGUUCUACCGGAGGCUUGUUCACACAUUACGGGUGUUUAUGUGAGAGAGUGUACACAUGGCGAUUUAUACAGCUGCAUUGCUGCGUACACAGAACGUGCACAGGUAACUGUCAGCAAGUGUACAGUUCAACUAUUUGUGCACACAAAUUGUGCACUGAUUGACUGUAACAUGUGAACAUUCAUACUGACUUGAGCAUUCUAGACCCCACUGCUUCGUAUUUUGCCCAGCAUAUCAGCACCAAACUAGGCAUGGGAUUUCCCACAGCUGCCACCACCAGAACUAAUAGAUGGAGAUGGGCAAUUUUAAUUGGGGAUGCAGCUCAGAGGGAAAAGGUCAAAUAUCCCGUCCUCGUGUGCUGCAGUCCCAGUAAAAUCUGUGAGGUCCUGUUCCUGCCACCACUUACUUAAUGAAUAUCCUGGGGCAAUCCUGUAACUGGAACUGCCAGGGGUCAACCUUGGGACUCAUCAUGCCUGCACAGCCUAUGUUCUUAUCGGAGAGUGACACACCCUCCCUCUGGGAUAGCCAUAAGUUUUAUCUCUCUGGCAGCAGAAUAGUGCAGGGUGGAUAAACAAAUAGAACCAAGGCUUCGAAGUCUGAGUGCAGUUGUCCACGUAUGCAAACACGGAUAGAUAUUGCAUGUUGGUUUGCUGUAUCCCAGCCAGAUUUUAGGCUGCAGAUCUCUAGCGCAGCCAAGUUUACGGUGCGGCGCAACAUUCAAGCCCCGAAGUGGCUUUUCCAAACCCCUCUCUAUUUUUUAAAAUUUUUUUAUUAGUUUUGCAUUUAAUAAUAUAUGUUCACAUUGAUAUUGUCCACUUUACAGCUCUGGCUCAUUUCAUGAAGUCGAGUGAGUGCACUGGCAAAGGAGCAAAAGAAGCUGCCUUAUAGAGAGUCAGAUAAUUAGUCCAUCUAACUCAGUAUUGGCAGUGACUGCCAGGGUUUCACAGAACCGUAGUGUUGGAAGGCCCCCAAUGGUCAUCUAGUCCAAUCCCCUCUCUCCCCUUUCCCCGCUCAAAACAGCUCCCAUGCAUUACCUGUUGUUUAACCCUGAAUGUGUGUAUGGACUCUAAAGAUAAAUAUUUUCUGAGACGCAAUCUGUGGCAUUCAAUCUGUGAUGGUUCAUUCAUGCAUGCGGGUCAUGAUUUGGUACUGUUGGUGUAGACAUCAAUGAAUGGACAGGCAUGCGCCAACCAGUCUUGUAAAAGGCAGGGGGCGUGAUUCAAGCAUGUUUCUGCCAAAAUAAAUCCCACUGGAUCCAAGGUGCCAUGUCGUAAGGUUGCUUAGGGUUACAACCUUUGAAUACUUCCCAGAAAGAGCAUGUUAGAACAGGGAGGUGGGAGGGGGAAGAGACCAGUAACCUUUUGCUUGGGUCUAUUCAUUUUUCUCUCCAGAUCUUUUGCACGGUUGUUUGUGUAUUCCCAAUUUUAUUUGUGCAUUUAUUCAGGAUAAACUGAAAGCAUCUCUGGAACCCCUGGAGAAUGGGGUGAAGUGGGCCAUAAAUAAUCAGUCUCAACAGCAGGAGGCCAUGGAAGAACUGGAGGUAAAUUUUAAAAGGAGUAUGAGAGAGGAAAUCAUAGAACGUUGUAGCUUGAAGAAACAGGCUCCUAGGCAGGAGGAAAGCAGACUACAGAAAAGUCUCAGGUGUUGUUUAUACGUGAUGCGAUGGCUUAGUAAACCAUGGCUUAGUGUUAUGUGUGAACUCUGCCCAGCAACAUAAUUAUGGCUUGUUUACUGCCAGCAAACCACAAUCUGAAGCCGUGGUUCUUGGCUUAUAAAUCUUGGCUUGUUUUAACUAUGGCUUGGUGUUACAUGUGAACCCAGCUAGCAGUCUUCCUUAACUAUGGUUUGUUUAACUCGGCACUGAGGUUAGGACCUUCUCUGUGCCACAAAUUCAGCAACUAAUUCAGACAUCUUGUUAUCUGUGAACGAAAGGCCUGUCAGCCGCAAGCGUAACUUCAGCUCUCUGUGAUUCACUGUAGAAUCUCAAUCAACACCUGUGUGGCUGCAUCUUCAUUGCGUUUGAGGAACUGCGUGAAAUCCUCAACGAGAGAGAGCAGAACAUGAUGGAAACGGUUAGGCAGAUGAAGGAGGAGAACCAGGCAGAAAUGGAGAGAAGACUGGAAUAUCUGAGAGCCUUCAGCUCAGCUCACACAGAGACCAUAUCUGGGAUCGAAGCUGCCUUGGCGGAAACCAACGAAUUUGCCUUCUUGAAGGUGAGUCUUGGUGCUUCCCAGUCCCUUUUCUUUUUAAAGAUUGAAUAACAGAUGUGCAGUUGCCAGUGUCUUGCCUCUGUUCCAGAUGUUCUCAUUUAAGGAAACUGCUUGAGUUUAGGGCUGGGGUAAGGAACUGGACCCAGCUACCUCACCCACCCCAGGCCAUUUUGACAGGGGUGGUGGCUACCUUUCGAUAUGGAUUAGCUACCAAACCAGGUUCAGAGUUAUCGUGUCAAUUCACAAAUCCCUAAAAACAACAUGGGGCUAGUAUACCUUAAGGACCAGCUGGUUCCUUACGCUCCACUUUGAUCACUGAGAUCUUCUGAUGGGGCACUUUUGGUGGUCCUCCACUCCCACCAGGUAGUGUGGUUGCUGACCUUGAGCCAGACAUCAUGGAGAGUGAAGUCAAAUGGGCCUUAGAAGACAGGAGUGCCUGGCAUGCUCUGGUCCAUGGGGUCACGAAGAGUCAGACACAACUAAAUGACUAAACAACAAUACUCCCCUGAAAUCUGGCCAGCCUUUACCCAGGACAGAAGCUUCUGUGUGGAACUCCUGGCCUAUAGAAGUCCGUCAGGAUCCAUCCCUGCUCUCUUUGAGACGUCGUUUAAAAAUGAUACUGUUCAGAAGGCCCUUUGGAACCCGAAAUUUUCCGCAACCAGUUUUCUAUUGACAUAGGUGUAUUGUGUUUUAACUGCUAUAUUUUCUAUGGAAGUGUGGUUUAUAAAUAUUUAAGUCUAUCUAUCUAUCAUCUAUCUAUCUAUCAUCUAUCUAUCUACAGUGGUGCCUCGCAAGACGAAAUUAAUCCGUUCCGCGAGAGUCUUCGUCUAGCGGUUUUUUCGUCUUGCGAAGCAAGCCCAUUGACGGAUUAGCGCUAUUAGCGCUAUUAGCGGUUUAGCGGCUAUUAAAGGCUUAAAGGCUUAGGGGAUUAGCUGCUAAAAGGCUAUUAAAGGCUAUUAAAGGCUUAGCAGAUUAGAUAAAGGGGGAAAGCGAAAAAAAUCUCAAGACUCGCAAGGUAUUUUCGUCUUGCGAAGCAAGCCCAUAGGGGAAUUCGUCCUGCGAAGCAACUUCAAAACGGAAAACCCUUUCGUCUAGCGGUUUUUCCGUCUUGCGAGGCAUUCGUCUUGCGGGGCACCACUGUAUCUAUCUAUCAUCUAUCUAUCAUCUAUCUAUCUAUCUAUCUAUCUAUCUAUCUAUCUAUCGUUGUCAGCCGAUUCAUCACAGAGUUACAGAGCCCAGCACGUUUAACAAACUACAGUUCCCAAGAUUCUUUGGAGAAAGCCAUGACUGUUAAAGUGGUUUAGGAGUGCUCUAAAUGUUUGGUUCGAUGUGACCCCUUUGCAGUUAACUUGACAUUAUUAACCGGGGGUUAGCACCUCCUGACAGUUCAUUGUGCCCUAAUCUUCCCUGCCACCAGAUUGAUGAAUUCGGGUUGACUGUUCUGUAAAGAGGGGUUGAUGGUCUAGUUGGCUGAAGCUGUGCAAACUUGCUUUGGCAGGCGGUUCCAACCUUGUUUGUUUCUUUUCCCCUCCAGGGAGUCAAGGAACUGACAGGAAGGUGAGUAUCAGCAUUGCUCUGUAUAUAGACAUUGGCUCUGAUCCUAUUGCCUCCAUGUGUGAGGACUUGAAGGGUUAUCAAACACUCACCUAGAAGUUUUAUGGAUUCCAGUGGGACUCCACCAACAGCUACCUAGGCUGGUCAAACUCUGACAAUUUUAACAAUUGUUCCUGUUGAUCAGUAGUCCCAUGCCCCGCCCCCAACUAUUUCUCCUGCAGUGUUUUUAGCAGAGUAAAGAUAAAAUCAGCCGUGCUCAUGGUAAAUACCAUUCCACUUUGAAAUUUGCUGCUUUGGGGCAUAAUCCAGAGAAAGUUACAUAUAGCCUUAUAACCUGUUGAUUGUGCCACUAAACCCGUCAAUUUCUAUGGUUCAUCUGCAUGCCUGGCUUUCUUGGGAAUCUACCCUGCAGCACUAAUGAACAGUGUAGAGAUUCUGUGUAUGAUACUUGUAUAAUAUUUGUCUCUGUGUUAAAUGAGGAAACAUUUAGUCAAAAUUAAGCUCUCUUUAAAAACCUUUUGCAGUCAGUGGGAAAGAGUAGCAGACCAACCCUAUGAAUGUGUGUGUAGGCUGAUUAAUAUUCUACAGCCUUGUAAAUAUGUUUGUGGGAGGGCAGUUAUUGUAUAUUGUCAUUUCUGUUUAUUUGUGCUUUUAUCUUGUGAACCGCCCUGAGAUCUGUUGAUGAAGAGCAGUAUAUAAACCUAAUAAACAAAAUAAAUAAAAUAAAUGUCUGCAUAUGCUUUUGAAUGCAGAUUACAUUUUGCAUUUGUAGGCCGUAGAAUUGGAAGGGGCCUUGGGCGUCAUCUGUUCCAACCUGUGGGAAUGUUCAGGGAGGCAGGAGAGGUUAUAUUGUUUACUUAUAUCCUUCCCAACUUGUGUUAACAAGUUCUAUGAUUUAGCAGAGUAACAGUCUCCUUUUAAACUUUCACAGUGGAUAGGUUUGCCAGGCUUGUAUAAGCCUCUAAAAUAAGUUUCCUGAUAAUUCCCCUUUAUUCCCUCAUAAAAAGAAUAGACACGACACAGUCUUGUAUUAAAGUAUAUAAAAUUGUUUACUCACAUUCUGUUCACAGAAGGAUCCCAGAAGGCAGACUUAGGUUACAAAAAAUAUUCACGUGGAAUCUAUCCCAUAAGGAGAUAGUUCCUUUGUCCUCUCUUGGCUAAAAGCCAAGAGGUCAUCUCAGGCUAAGAUGUUUCUUCUUCGAGGAAUGGAGUCAGAGAGAGAGAUGACUGCCUCCCCUGUGCUAUUUUGUUACCUGCACAGGUGAGGGUCACACCCACCUCUGGUCACAUGUAGAGGAAGUUUGUCCCAGCCCAGGAGGAAACAAGAAGUUCCGACUGGCUGGUCCAGAUAUCCCUUUUUUAUGUGCACUCUAGGAAUGUUGCAUUUGACUGCUCUGUGUUUCACACCCCACACAACCACCGCUGCUCAGUGCAGGAUCUGCAAUGCAGGAUAUAACCAAGGUAUCCCUGACAAGUGGCUUGUCCAGCUUCUCCUCAAUACCUCCAAUAAAGGAGAGUUCAUUCCCUCCCAAGGUAACAGGGCUGCACAAUUUAUUCCAUCUAUUUAGCCCAUUAGGCAUACAGUCGUACCUUGGAAGUCAAACGGAAUCCAUUCCGGAAGUCCAUUUGACUUCCAAGACAUUCGGAAACCAAGUCGCGGCUUCUGAUUGGCUGCAGGAAGCUCCCACAGCCAAUCAGAAGCUGCGAAAUCUCCAUUGGACGUUUGGCUUCCGACGGAACAUUCGAAAACCGGAACACUCACUUCCGGGUUUGCAGCAUUCGGGAGCCAAUUUGUUUGGGAGCCAAGGCAUUCAAGAUCCAAGGUACGACUGUAUAGGAAGUCGCCUUAUCUCAUUGGGCCACCUAGUUCAAUACUUGUCACAUGAAUUUGUGUGCCAGUCAGUAAUCACGCAGUUCAAAGAUGGAGUUAAUUCUUUAUUAGCAAAAGCACACCCUCCACAGACUUGGUUGAGUUUCAGACCUAACUGUCCUUCUGGCGGUCUGCCGCCAUGGAAAUCAGUUGCCGAGACUGAAAGUCCCCACCUCCUGUCCAGGGUUCCCCCAUCAAAUAAUCAGAGACUGCAGCUGUGUGGUCAUCCUCGCCUCCGCCCUUCUCAUUCCUCUUCUGGUUCUAGGAGACCAGAGGGGAGGGGAGCUAGGUGGAUUGACUUGGCUCCCUGUGUUCCUAAUGACUGCUGAAUUGGGUUGGUCCACUGAAAAAAAAAAGAAAAAGAAAAAAUCCUCCUCCAUCUUCACCCGUUUGUCUGUGCACUUGGGAACUGCAGAGCAGCAAGGCAACAGUUGGGCAUCUUGCCAUUCCCAUAUGCUGCAUGUUAUAUAUCUAUUCCCUGUAGGAAGGUGUAGGAAAAUGCCUUGUGGCUCUUAUCAACCAGUGGGUCAGGCCAUGGCAGGAACUCAGAGGUUGUUUCCUGACCUGCUCCGCUAAACCUUUUUUAGUUGAACUUUCUGGGGAGCUGAAACCUCAACUUUUUGUACGUUUCUGAGUGCAGUUCAAAGUGUUGGUGCUGACCUUUAAAGCCCUAAACAGCCUCGGCCCAAUAUACCUGAAGGAGCGUCUCCACCCCCAUUGUUCUGCCUCAACACUGAGGUCCUCCUCCGAGGGCCUUCUGGCGGUUCCCUCGCUGUGAGAAGUGAGGUUGCAGGGAACCAGGCAGAGGGCCUUCUUGGUAGUGGCACCCACCCUGUGGAACACCCUCCCAUCAGAUGUCAAGGAAAUAAACAACUACCUGACUUUUAGAAGACAUCCGGAGGCAGACCUGUUCAGGGAAGUUUUUAAUGUUUGAUGUUUUAUUGUGUUUUUAAUAUUCUGUUGGGAGCUGCCCAGAGUGGCUGGGGAAACCCAGCCAGAUGGGCGGGGUAGAAAUAAUAAAUUAUUAUUAUUAUUACAUGCAAAUAUAUGGAACUGUGGUCUCUUCUCUCUGCAGAGUCCAGGAACGACUUAAAGAACAGGUUGACGAAACAGCCAAAGAAGCCUGCGAGGGUGGAGAAGGGGAAGAGGAAAUUAAGGAGGAAGGCAACCAAGAUGAGGAUGCUGGUGAAAAUCUGGGCAAAGGCAAGGCCGGUGGAGAUGUCACUGAUGAAGAAGAAACUUACGAAGGAGCCGAAGCCCAGGGCACAGAAGGAGAAGAUGAGGAGUGGGCCAUUGUGCCUGUCGACCCAGCUCUUGAAGAACUGGAAGAGUUGCUGGAUUUUGAUUCCUGGAAAGAGAUGCUGAGAAGCAUCAGUAUCAGGGAGACCUUUGUCCCAGACUUGCCUUGCCACUCUCCAACUCCAGAGAAAGACAUGCCCCAGCUGGAAGACAGCGAUUCCUUACCCAAAGAAGCACCUUGGCGAAGCGCUGGUUCCACUGAGGCUCCCAUUGUAGCCGAAGCCCCACCUCAACCACCACGCAGCUCAUACUUUCGCGGCUUCCAACAGAUGCCCUUUUUGGGUUCCUUUCCGCCCUUUCCUUUCGGAGGCCAGUUUGGGCCUGCACAUGGGUGGAUGUCUCAUCCCAGGCUGGGCCGUGGCCCGUUUCAAGGCAGACGAGGGCCACGUAGCCAUCCUUUUGGCCCCCGAAGGGGCCAAGGCAGAGGAUAUUAUCCGAACACACAGACAUCCCAACCCGGCGAAGGCAAAGCUUUCCCUCAGCAUCGCUGGAUGCCCCCUAGGAAUGAGCCACCCAAGGCCAGAGAAGCCCAAGUCGCGGGGCAGGGAGGGCAGGGCAAGCCGGAAAAAUCAGGUGGGGAGUCCUCAGUGACAGAGCACCCCAAACCAAGGGAGGCUCAUGGUUCCGGGCGAAUAGGAAGAGGAGGUUGGUCCAAUAAGCAGAAGACCCAAUCCAGUGCAGAUCAAAGCGGAGGUGGAUCUGUCAAGAACGAGGCUCGUGCCUCCGGUCAGGCAGGGUCGGGGCAAGGGCAAGGAUCUGCAAAGAGGCCCCCAACCCCCAACAAAGGGGGCGAAGCCUCGGGAAACAAGGGCUCUCAGAAUAAGUAUCACGGAGGUCGAGGGCGUGGUAGGGGCCGGGGUUCAGCCAAGGGCCCCCAGAACAAAUAGCUGUUUCCAUCAGAGGUGGGUGCCGUUGGACGCCGAAAGAAGGACGUAUUAAGAGAAGUGACCUUGUUUGGGGAUGUGGUUUCAUUCGUUGCACUUAUCUCUCAGCCUCGGUCCAUACUGGAGUUCAUGCGCAGGAGAGCGCUCUUGCAACAACUGCUAUGGGAAGAAGGACACGGGACUCGAGCGAGGCCUUUACUCUGGUCCACUGGCGUACUCUGGUGUGUCCAAGCCGCAUAUGAUUAGCUGGUCAACGUAGGUGAAACGAUUUAGAAACCUUUGGACUUUAGAAUGUGCCUCUGAUUAAUUGAGCAGUAGUUUUCAUUUGUUUUGUUUUUAAUGCAAUUAUGUGCGUUUCGAGUACUUGGCAACAACAAAAGGCUGGCGCUUCGUUCCUUUCCAGAAGAUGCAUUUUUCCCUAGUCUCUCUAUGGGUGGAAAGAAAUGCUUUUCCUAAAAAUAGGAAUCUUUUUUCAGCUCAGGGGCCGCAGCGUCUUUUGGGUGCAGCCUUCUGGGGGCCAGAGGCAGAAAAGUGGGCAGAGCAAUGCGUACAACUCCUCUCUCUCUCUCUCUCUCUCUCUCUCUCUCUCUCUCUCUCUCUACAUUCCAGCCACACAAAACUCAGGUCCCCCCUCCCUGCACUCGCAUUCCAUCUCUCCAUCCUCCCAUCAGGCAAGCAAGAUGUGUUAUCGCAGUUCAAAGAGGCAUUCAAAGCUGACAAAAGCAGACCGGGCGUGGAGCAAGGCAGGAGUGUGGCCUGAGAAAAGUCAUAGGUUCAUAUAAUUGAAGAGUUUGAAGGGACCCAAAGGACAUCUAGUGCACCCCCUGCAAUGCAGGAAUCUCAGCUAAAGCAUCCCUGACAGAUGGCCAUCCAACCUCUGCUUAAAAACCUCCACAUAAAGAGAGUCCACAACCUCCAGAGGGAGUCUGCUCCACAGCCGAACAGCUCUUAACUGUCAGAAAGCUCUUCUUGAUAUUUAGUCGCCAUCUACUUUCUUGUAAUCUGAAGCCAUUGGUUCAAGUCUGACCUUUCAGAGCAGGAGAAAACAAGCUUGCUCCCUCUUCCAGGUGACAGCCCUUGAGAUAUUUGAAGAUGGCUAUCCUAUCUCCUCUCAAGUCUCCUCUUUUCCUGGCUAAACAUACCCAGCUCCUUCAACCAUCACAGGCCAGAUUCUUGUUUUGGAUUGUAGACCCAGUGUGAAGUCCAAAAACCCCCUGUAGCAACCUAGGUUUGCGAAAAGGCGGUUUGUACGUGACAAACUUGAGUUGGUAGAGGGUCUGGCUCAUUGGGAAUGCUGUGUGUUUUCCGUUUUCCUUUUUUUGAAGUGGUGAUUAUCAGCCUGAGUACGUAAGGCAGAUUAUACAGUAGAGUUAACAUACUUCCCCCCACAAAAUACUAUAUUCUUGUAUUGGGAGUGUUGUAAACAAAAUCUGCCCUUUUUCCUUUAUGGGGUAUCCAAGAGCCCAUAUAGAGUCCUUACGUGGGUUCCCUGUUGGUAGGAGACAAUAACAGAGGCCAACCAGAGAAUAUUGAGAAGCAAAGCAGCUAGUAAGCCUGAUCUUUAUUGAUCUGUUGCAACAGGGUGCUCCCCUCUCAGCAGGAAAGGAGGAGGACCCAGAACAAAGGUGUGCCUGCCCUUAUAUAGACAUUUUAAAUUCCCUUGCCUGGAGCUCAAGACCACCCCUCCAUACAUCACACAUACAUCACAGAAGGGGUGUAACCCAAGACCACCCCCCACAAACAUCAUACCUACAUCACAGAAAAGGCGGUCUACAACAGAAAUUUGAAUGUUGUUGUUUUUCCUGUCUGCCAGGUUAUCUGAUAAUGCCUUAUCUGAUUGCCUUUCCUGGUAGUCUGUCACCCUUCGAAACGGUGAUUACUAAAUUCCUGUAACAAGGAAGGUUUUUUUACCUCCUCCCUCCUUGCAGAGAAACAUUUGGUCAGCUUGGGACUCAAAAUGGUUUCAGGACUGUCUUCCUGUGCUGCUUCAGACAUGUGUUUUAUAUAUUUAUGUACGCGUUUGCUUGGUACAUUUAUGAACAUUUAUUAUAUAUCUAAGACCUUAAAAUUCUUAUAACAGGAGUUACAAGCUCUAGAACUCACUUGCAAUACACUUGAUGGGAAAGGUUUUGCUGUGCAGAACUGCUCCCCAAUUUAGACUUCUAGUAACCAGCACAAAGGUGCCUUGUGUUGCAACUCCAUGCCUGAAAUUAUAUAGCUAAAUUCAAAUGGAUGUUAAUGGCUCUUGUCUUCUGUGUUGAAAUGUAUUCGGCCCCCACCUCUUAAAUAAAUGCUUUCCUUCUUUAAAAAAUAAAAUAAAAUUCCUGAGUCUCCUCAUGAAGCUGAUAGCGAAUGGUUCAGACUACCAGUUCAGCAUGUUCAUAAAAGAGCAUGGAAAUAUAUAGUUCAGGACUGUUGAUUUAUGCUUCUUUGCUGCACAAAGCUAUUAUAGUCUUUAUUGAGCAUUUCUUCUGAUACAUUUAUGUGGAGGCUGUUUGACAAUAAGCACUCAUUCUGAUUCGCUUGUAGGGCAUUUUUAAGUCUUCCCAGUAAUCUAAUCAUUCCAUGCUUUUCAGUGCCUCCCCUCCCAUCUCUCUU